UUCUCUUAAUAUGACAAAAUACAUCUAGCUGUUAACUAAAUCACUGACGACUGGAUCCUUCCCACUCCUGUCCAGUAGGUGGCGGAAUGCACAAUAUAAGUUUGUUCGCCCACCGCCAAAACAUUCUAGAAGAAGAAGAAGACGAAUCAGAAUCGUUUGGCGCGGGUUUCUUGGCUGUGUUUAAUUUAAACCGGUUUUGUUUUCUUUUUCAUCAUUUCGCGCUAUCGUGUUUUUAUUUGUAGUAUUUUCACUUUUCCUUCUGCCGAAGUUUCAUUUGAUUGUAGAACGCUGUAGUUCUUUAUUCUAAAGACAGCAAGCGGGGUCCAUCCCCAUCGGAUCCGCCUCCAAAUAAUCCAGUGCUCUUCCUCUAAGAUGUACCACUGCUCCCAGUGUGGGAAGAGUUUUACUCGUCAGUGGCAUCUCCACCGACACAAGCUCAUCCACACAGGUGAGAAGCCGUAUCACUGUUCGCUGUGUGAGAAGAGUUUUACUCGUCAGAGUGGUCUCCGACAUCAUGCGUACAUUCACACAGGAGAGAAGCCGUAUCAUUGUGGACAGUGUGGGAAAAGUUUUACUCGUCAGAGUCAUCUCAAAAUACACAAGCGUAUCCACACAGGAGAGAAGCCAUAUUGCUGUGGACAAUGUGGGAAAAGUUUUACUUGUCAGGGUCAUCUCAAAAUACAUGAGCGCAUUCACACAGGAGAGAAGCCGUAUCAUUGUGGACAGUGUGGGAAGAGUUUUACUUGUCCGAGUACUCUCAAAAUACACGAGCGUAUCCACACAGGACAGAAGCCAUAUUGCUGUGGACAAUGUGGGAAAAGUUUUACUUGUCAGAGUAAUCUCAAACAACACGAGCACAUUCACACGGGACAGAAGCCGUACUUCUGUGGACAAUGUGGGCGGAGCUAUACUACUUCAACUUCAUUAAGGAUGCACAAGUGCUCUAACAUAAAGCCGUCAGACUUUGUAUCUUAAUUUGACGAAUUCACACGUUUUUAAUUUUCAUUUUUUAAAGAGAGGUAAAGAGAUUCAGGCAUAAAACUGUAGUAUAUUAUUUGUCAUGGACUGUAGUAUUCUGGUGCUUGGGACAUUACUUACUCUCUGGGUUUUAGCAGAAUUCAUGAUUUUAUGUUAUUUUCCCCCCAAACGCUACAAUAUCAAGCAUGGAAUACACAUUUAACCAGUGGGAAUGCCCACUUUAAUCAACCAAUCCAGACCUCUGAGUAAGACACGUGACUCGGACAUCUCCCUCUAACGUAAGACUUUUCAUUUUAAAUGAUUUGUAAAUGCGAGCUCGAAUUUGCUUUAUAAAAUGUCAUGUUGUAUGUACUAUCGAACUGGACACCUUUCCAAGCCAACAGACGAUGGUUUUGUUUAUGGGCAAUUUGAAGAGAUAAUUCUUGUCCAAGUUGCUCCAUCUUUGCAGCGUCCAUUUAACUGUAGCUAACUCCACUGUAUGGCCAGGAGUAUGGGGAUGCCUGACCACCACACCCAGAUAUGCCUUUUGAACAUCCUCUGAUGGAACGGUAUCCAGUCCAUGGUCCCCUGAGCCCAGUGUUUGAUAUAGUUUUCAGAUUUACUGCAACCCUGACCAGGAUACACACUUACACAAUAAGAUCAAUGAAUGGAUUUUUGUUGUAUAUAUGUUUUUUUUAAGAAAUAAGAAAAUGUUUGUAUGACCUGCAAGUCUUCGAAUUUUUACUGCAGGA
Ictalurus furcatus (blue catfish) is the source of this 1709-nucleotide messenger RNA. Its product is annotated as gastrula zinc finger protein XlCGF49.1-like. Gene Ontology annotation, cellular component: nucleus. The transcript has 2 exons. The coding region runs from base 373 to 975 and encodes 200 amino acids. Gene Ontology annotation, biological process: regulation of transcription by RNA polymerase II. Gene Ontology annotation, molecular function: DNA-binding transcription factor activity, RNA polymerase II-specific; RNA polymerase II transcription regulatory region sequence-specific DNA binding. NCBI's taxonomy places the organism in Eukaryota, Metazoa, Chordata, Actinopteri, Siluriformes, Ictaluridae. The record is from RefSeq and is a predicted model, not a curated record.